Messenger RNA from Setaria italica (foxtail millet), 797 nucleotides. RefSeq lists its product as uncharacterized. Bases 84 to 350 code for a protein of 88 amino acids. Lineage: Eukaryota; Viridiplantae; Streptophyta; Magnoliopsida; Poales; Poaceae. The record is from RefSeq and is a predicted model, not a curated record. The transcript has 2 exons.
UCCCACCCCACACCGUUCGUCCUCCUCGAUCCUACCACCCCCACCACACCCCCGCCCGCCCUCUGUUUUCCUCUCUCGCCGCCAUGGCAGCCGAGCAGAGGCUUCUCGCUCUCCUCCUGGUCACGGCUGUCCUCGCGCUCUCCUUCUCGCAAGGGAUGGUGGAGGCGCGGAAGGUGCGGGUGAUGCGAGCGGUGCGGCACGACGGGCGGCGCGCGCCGGGCCUCCGCGGGAGGCUGCUGCCGGAGGAGAUGGUGUACACGCUGAUGGACUACGGGCCCCCCACGGCCAACACCAACACCCGCGGCGGCAUGAACCCGUCGCCGGACCCUCCCUCGCCGCCGACGCACUGAUCGACAGGCCGGCGACGGAGUAUGGUCUCUGAUUUCGGGGAUUGGAGGAGUACACGGGUGGAAGGGGAGGGGAUCAGAGAUUCAGAGUAAGCUGUUCUUCUUCCCUUUGCGCCCGUAGAGCGCAAGUACGUUACGUACGUGUACUGUAUACGCGUACGUAUCCGUGCGUGCUGUAGCUAAGUAUACAGUGCUGUGCUUGGUUGAUUGGAAUUCGAGUUGUUAGUGGGUCUAGAGUGAUGUGUAUUUGGUAAGAUGUCAACACAAAUCGUUUCAUUUUCAUUCUGAAUUCUGAUCACUGACCACCUUGUUUGUUUGUUAGCUUGGAGAGUUUGGGCGUACGUGUGGUGACUUGUUGAAAUUUGUCUGACCUAUCUAUAGCCCCUCUGUAGUCUGUACAACCGCUCGAUGAAUGCUCGUGGAAUAAAACUCGUCGGAUAUAAUGCGCCA